CAUCAUCUCCUCUGUCUCUAUACAUCAAUCGUCAAUUUUAUUGACUUUUGUUCCUUUGGACAGGACUUUUCUCCCCUUUUCAAAGGCUUGCUUCUGCAUUUCAGCUCUGAAAGCAACCGAGGAGAAGAAGGAUUACUGUUUCUUGUAUAUGUAUACGCAUGUCCUAUAGAAAGGUCUAAAGAAAUCCUCCUCUCUCGAAAGUUAUAUAAAUUCCCUGAUCGUCAUGGUUCUCCUUCCAGGUUCUUCCAUCUCAACUUCAGCCGCGAAGGACAUUGAGGCUAAAAGUGGUCGUCGUAAUCAACGUCAACAUCAACAACAAGAUUCGGAUCUAGAAUCCAAUCAAGGAACGCCCCCACCGCCAUAUCGUUUGCCUGUGCCGGGUAUAGAUUACGAAGAACAUCAUCAACCUUCACAAGAAGAAAGUUACAUCUCUGAACAAACAAGAGCUCAUCAAUUCUGGACGAACACUAGACAAAACAAUCAAGUACAACAGAACGAACAUUCAGAACAACCGUCAACGGUUCUUGGUCAUCAUUCAAUUCAACAUACUCGCCAAUCAAGCUUAACAACACAAGCAGUAAAUCAUCAAGAAGUCGUGCAUCCCUGUAUCAGCAGUAGCAGUAGCAUGCGUUCAUUUGGCGAUCGUGGUUGUCGCAGAGGCCGUGGAAUGGGCGGCAAAAGCCGUUGUCGAAAGCAGAAGGGUAAACUUUUCCGUAAAGCGUUGAUACGUUGUACGAUCUUUUUUACGUUUGCCAUGUUAUGGAUUCAUAGCGAAGCCGUUGCUCAAGCAUUACAAAAAGCCUUUGCUGCUUUGCCACAACCCAUCACAACUUUGUUGGGCGUAAUUGGUCAUAUCCUUUAUUUGCCUAUCGCAUUCUCUCAAACGUUUGGCGUUUUACUUUAUUGUGCUCUUGCGGCUUUCUUACUGACUGCCAUGCAUGUCAAAUUACGCAAACGCAGAAUGGCAAGAUGGCAAACUUCUUUGCACGAGGCAUUGCGAGCACGAGUAAACAAUGGACCACCGGAACAUGACCAUGAGGCCUGGCCCAGCUCUCAUGGCCAUCAUCAUCACCCGCACCAUAUCCGACACGGCUUGGGCAAAUCGGACCGCAGAGUGCACUUCGAUGCAACACCGCCAGAGGAAAGGGGACUUCUCCGUGAGAGUGGAGAUGAAGAAUCUUUCGACGAAGACGAGAAGAGUUCAACAACUUCAUCUGUUUGACCUUCUUUUUAUCUCAUCAUAUUUCUUCAUGUAUAUAGUACAGAUUGAGUAGUGUUACAAUUUACGUUUGAUGACUUCGAAGGUUUGAUUGUGCUAUGUCGUCAUUAGUGUUAGUGCUUGAUUCUGGUUGAAUCUUGAGCCAUCUUAUGGUAAUGCUGAAUCGAGCACUUCUUUCGAUUCGAUGUACUUGAUCCGUUUGCUUAUUAUGAACGAGAUCGUACGUUUGUGCGGGAAUACCAUGUGUCCAUUCCCAACGACU
Meira miltonrushii is the source of this 1481-nucleotide messenger RNA. RefSeq lists its product as uncharacterized. The transcript has a single exon. The coding region runs from base 224 to 1222 and encodes 332 amino acids. The record is from RefSeq and is a predicted model, not a curated record. NCBI's taxonomy places the organism in Eukaryota, Fungi, Basidiomycota, Exobasidiomycetes, Exobasidiales, Brachybasidiaceae.